AUGCCGCAUCACGUGUGGCCUCCACAAUUACAUCAAUCAAGUCAAACUCUCCUUACCUUGACAGUGGUUUUGUUUGCUUCCCCCACCACUGCUCUUCCCCCUAUUCUUUCUCUCAUCCUUGGCGGUGAAAGUGAACAGAAGGUGGAGGAGAAAGUGAAGGGGUUUGUGGAGGAGGUGCAUUACCGAGUACGAAAGAGGCUGUCGGGGAAAUACACGGCUGAGACUAGAGAUCCGAGGAAAAUAUGCAAUGUUUUGUUAGGUACGUUUGAUACAGCAGAGGAGGAGGUGCAAGCGUAUGAUACGAUGGAUAUUGAGUUUCGUGGUGUGAAAGUCAAGAUGAAUUUUCUGAAUCUGAUGGACAAAAUGAAUCGGACUUCCAGUAACGUUGGUACUGUUGAGUCAUUGAAUAUGGUGGCUGUGGUGGUAAUUCAACCAUCACCACUGCCUUUGCCUCCACCUCAACCACCGCCAUAG
Molecule: messenger RNA, 474 nt
Organism: Capsicum annuum
Lineage: Eukaryota; Viridiplantae; Streptophyta; Magnoliopsida; Solanales; Solanaceae
Product: ethylene-responsive transcription factor 4-like
Exons: 2
Coding region: 1-474 (157 amino acids)
Biological process (GO): regulation of DNA-templated transcription
Molecular function (GO): DNA-binding transcription factor activity; DNA binding
Source: RefSeq, a predicted model, not a curated record